Molecule: messenger RNA, 1618 nt
Organism: Nicotiana attenuata
Lineage: Eukaryota; Viridiplantae; Streptophyta; Magnoliopsida; Solanales; Solanaceae
Product: oleoyl-acyl carrier protein thioesterase 1, chloroplastic-like
Exons: 7
Coding region: 189-1301 (370 amino acids)
Biological process (GO): fatty acid biosynthetic process
Molecular function (GO): acyl carrier activity; fatty acyl-[ACP] hydrolase activity
Source: RefSeq, a predicted model, not a curated record
AGCUGGCAGCUCCCCUCCCUCUCGGUCUAACUUCCUCAGGGCCUCAACCUCUAACUUCGAUCUCAUCGACACAAGACAAAAUACGCAAAAACACAGCCCAACUCCGACACAACAAAUCACUGAUAACGUAAACCACACACACACACACACUUUCCUCUCUUUCUCACACACACACACACUCUUUUACAAUGUUGUCACGAGCGACAUAUCAGGCUAAUGCAGCUAUUACAGAUCAUACUCAUCACUGUUCAAAUCGAUUCUUCAAUUCGAAUUCGAUUUCAAUUCCCCACAGAAAAUCUUUUGUUUCUUCUACUUCGGUAGCUCGAACCGGUCCGGUUUUGGCUGUAGCUACAAACGAGACGAAGAACAAGCAAUUUACUUAUGAGCCUAGCCUUGCGGAUCGGUUAAGGCUGGGGAGUAUGACGGAUGAUGGAAUGUCGUAUAAGGAAAAGUUUAUUGUUAGAUGUUAUGAGGUUGGAAUUAACAAAACUGCCACUGUUGAAACUAUCGCCAAUCUCUUGCAGGAGGUUGGAUGCAACCAUGCUCAAAUGGUUGGAUUUUCAACUGAUGGAUUUGCUACUACCCAUACCAUGAGAAAAUUGCAUCUCAUAUGGGUUACUGCUCGCCUGUACAUUGAGAUCUAUAAGUACCCUGCUUGGAGCGAUGUCAUUGAAAUAGAGACUUGGUGCCAAAGUGAAGGCAGGAUUGGGACUAGACGUGAUUGGAUUCUCAGAGACUGCGCUACUGGUGAUGUCAUUGGAAGAGCAACCAGCAAGUGGCUCAUGAUGAACCAGGACACAAGACGGCUUCAAAAAGUAGCUGAUGAAGUUCGUGAUGAGUUAUCAACCUAUUUUCCAAAAGAAUUGAGGUUAGCUUUUCCGGAGGAGAACAAUGGCAGCCUAAAGAAAAUAGCAAAACUUGAAGAUCCUGCUGAGUAUUCCAAGCUAGGGCUGGUGCCGCGCAGAGCUGAUCUGGACAUGAAUCAACAUGUAAACAAUGUCACUUACAUUGGCUGGGUUCUUGAGAGUAUGCCUCAAGAAAUUAUUGAUACACAUGAACUAGAAACAAUCACAAUAGAUUAUAGGCGCGAAUGCCAGCAGGAUGAUGUGGUCGAUUCACUUACGAGCUAUGAGCCCAUUGAGGAUGCUGCUGGUUUAGAGAUUCAUGGUGCUGCUAAUGGAUCUGCUACCGCUCCAAAGGAUGUAAACAAGAGCUUCUUGCAUUUAUUGAGAUUAUCAGGCGAUGGACUUGAAAUAAAUAGGUGUCGAACUGAAUGGAGAAAGAAGCCUGCAAGGAUAUAAGUGUCAAAAUGUUUUAUUAUCCAUUAUAGCCCAAUUAAUCAUCAGUGGAGGAGCUCUUUUUUUUUUUUGAACUUUCAGUGUUUCUAUCUUUUUUCUUGUGUUUCUGCAGUUUUUGAUUGUUUACCCUCUUUUCUUUUUCUUGGAGCUUUUGAUAGACUUUGGUUGAGAUGAGGCUUCAUUGAUUUGUACUAAUGUUUUAGUUAUGCAAAUAGACAGGAUGAGGAAAAAGUGUACUGUGUAAUAUGGGAACAAUCAUUGUUCUUAUCAUGUAAUGUAUGGCAUGUAUCUCCUGAUGGUAGCUUCAUUUGUUCUUAUCA